Messenger RNA from Aedes albopictus (Asian tiger mosquito), 1734 nucleotides. RefSeq lists its product as uncharacterized. Gene Ontology annotation, cellular component: membrane; cytosol. Bases 264 to 1373 code for a protein of 369 amino acids. The record is from RefSeq and is a predicted model, not a curated record. Lineage: Eukaryota; Metazoa; Arthropoda; Insecta; Diptera; Culicidae. The transcript has 5 exons.
UCCGAAGCAGUAAGUUGUGGCAGCCAAAAAGGAAUAAGCAUCAACCGUUACUAUCAUGCUGGUAUCAUCUCAAGCGUCAAGAAGCUGUGGCUGCUUGCAUGCUGCGAGGAGCUCGCAAGGAUAAAAUCUUGAAGUUGAUUUCCUUCCGCUGCUGUGCCGGGCUUAAGAUGUAAGUGGAUGCGACAUCGGAGCUCAUUUCAAAUUGGGACGUGUUUCGAAGUGGUUGGACUAGCGCAGAGUAGUGUGUUACUUACUUAGUUGGUAUGGGAUCGCUGGUUUUGAAGCUGUUACUGAUUUCGGUUGUGUUCUGUGACCAUGGUGAAGCGAUGGCCCAGUAUGGGCAGAUGGAUUCAUCAAUGCGAAAUUUAAUAGGGCCGGAGGUACUAUUGGCACGAUUGGAUAAGCUGCUGGAUGUAUGCAUUGAAAACUACGAAGAUCUUACGACGGAUUUACUGCUUGGUGUUGCGAUUGCUAAUGGUCAAGUGAAAUCUAUACUAGCCGAUACGCAUUAUGAGAACCGAUCGUUUAUUGAAACGCUGAAGAAAAAAGGCGAUUAUGUGGAAAGUCGCAUCAACAGCAUUUUCUCCUUUCCGAGUUCUGCGAAUGCAGUUGUUAGUAAACUACUGAUAAAUUCGGAUUUUUGGAAAACGGACGCCGAAGGUGAUUCCGAGUAUAACAUUUUCCCAGACACGUUACCUUCGUCUGAUAGCAUUGAAGAUGCUAUCCCUGCCCCUGCUCAGAGGCAAUCCCAUGGUGGUCGUCACACUUUUCAUAGCUAUCUUCGCGCCUUGCAGCUCGGUGCACCCAGCGAACUGCAAUCAGACGAGUGCUUAUCAGAGCUACUGGUAAAUGAGUCGGAAAAUGAGUUCGACACGACUGUGCCAGCUGGUGGCGGCGCAUCAACACAUCCCAGGGCGCCGCUCCUUUUGAGUCGCGAAUGCAGCAAUGCAAUGUCCCUUCGCAAGAAAUCCUACGGUUAUCAUCUCACUCAUAAACUGCUGUUCUACCUGAUUCUCGGAAAACAACACUUCAGCAACAUCCAGCAGGAGUUCGUCACAACCGCCAAGGACAAGCUCUGCGAGCAGAUUCUACGCGAGUCGCAACUGAUUGCGGACCUGUCCUAUCCGGAGAUCUUCCGCGAUUUGUUCAUGGAGCAGGUGUUCCUGUGUGCGUACGUGGGCUACGCCGAGUUUAGGAACCAAUCGUGGCUUGGAGAGAUUGUGAGUUGGCAAAACGACGCCGGCUGUUUCAAGUACUAUCAGGAUGAGGGUCGAGUGGGGCCCAAUGCACUGACAACGGAAUGUUCCACCCACAUGACGGGGGUGGGUGCUGCGGUGAUGGGACUCUUUGCCAGGUUGCAGCUGAUUGGGUAAGAUGAGGAUCAGAUCAUGAUGAUGAAAUUCAGGUAAUUGUUGCAUGUUUCUUAAAUAUUAAAUUCAAGCUAAUGUACAAUAAACUUGCUCUUAUUUAUGUCUAGUACAAACUCAUCAUUGUUUCAAUAUCAUAUCCCAAGCAGAACAAAAGGUUCUUCUGCAACUCCCCCAGAGGAUCCUUUAGCCAUUUCUCAAAGAAUUCUGUCUGUGAUUAUUUCUGGUCUUUCUUCUAGUAUUGCAAAUGGAGUUCCUUCUGUUUUUUCAGAGAUCAUGUACCAUCUCGGUCAGAAGUUCCUCCCAAGACUCCAGAAAGAACAUCAGGAGAAAUCCUAGAAGAAACUUUUUAAGAUAUCCCAGAACU